CAGGAAGUGAAGUUUUUUCCUGGGGUCAGAACAAGUAUGGACAAUUAGGAUUAGGUUUUGAAUAUAAAAAGCAAACAUCUCCACAAGUAAUCAAAUCUUUAUUAGGGAUCCCUUUUGCCCAAAUAACAGCAGGCGGUGCCCAUAGCUUUGUACUUACUCUUUCUGGAGCAGUCUUUGGAUGGGGCCGGAACAAAUUUGGACAACUCGGUCUUAAUGAUGAAAAUGAUAGAUACGUCCCCAAUCUUCUGAAGUCACUAAGAUCCCAAAAAAUUGUUUAUAUCUCCUGUGGAGAAGAUCAUACUGCAGCUCUUACAAAGGAAGGUGGAGUUUUUACUUUUGGAGCUGGAGGCUAUGGGCAAUUAGGUCAUAACUCUACUGCGCAUGAAAUAAACCCCAGAAAAGUUUUUGAACUUAUGGGGAACAUUGUCGCACAAAUUGCCUGUGGAAGGCAGCACACAUCUGCAUUUGUUCCGUCAACUGGAAGAAUUUACUCUUUUGGUCUUGGGGGAAAUGGACAGUUAGGCAUGGGAACAACCAGUAAUAGGAAAAGCCCCUUUCCAGUAAAAGGAAAUUGGCUGGCAUACAGUGGCCAAAUUCCAGUGAAUUUAGAUGGUGAAGAUUAUUAUUGUGUAAAGAGGAUUUUUUCUGGUGGAGACCAAAGCUUUUCACAUUAUGUUACUCCACAGGAUUUGAUACCAGCAGAUGACUUCAGAUAUCCGAAUGCUUCAAAACAAAUCUGGACUGUGAAUGAAGCUUUCAUUCAGAAAUUAAUGAACUGUACGUCUUCAGGUACAGGGAGGCUCCCUGUGGAGAUAGCAAAUGAAAUAGAGGGAAUGUUUUCUUCUUCUGGCUGCCUAAAUGGAAGCUUUUUAGCUGUCAGCAAUGAUGAUCACUACAGAACUAGUGCCAGGUUCUCAGGGGUGGAUAUGAAUGCCGCCAGGCUUUUAUUUCACAAACUUAUACAGCCCGAACACCCACACAUAUCUCAGCAGGUGGCAGCCAGCUUGGAGAAGAACCUUAUUCCUAAGCUGACCGGCUCCUUGCCUGAUGUGGAAGCAUUAAGACUAUUUCUAACACUGCCAGAAUGCCCCUUAAUGAAUGAAGCAAAGAAUUACAUGACUUUGGCUAUUCCAUUUGCAACUGCUAUUGUGAAUCUAGAAAAAGCUCCAUUGAAAGUACUUGAAAACUGGUGGUCUAUAUUGGAACCUCCGUUGUUCCUCAGAAUAGUGGAACUUUACAAAGAUGUUGUAGUCCACCUUCUGAAACUGUACAAGUUGGGUAUCCCUGCUUCAGAGCAAAGAAUUUUUGCAAGCUGCCUACAUGCUUCGCUCAAAGUUUUGGAAAUACUACACAGGGUGAAUGAAAGAGGUGGGCAGAUAAUACAGUAUGAUAGAUUCUACAUACAUGAAAUACAGGAUUUAAUCGAUAUAAGAAAUGACUACUUCAACUGGAUCCAGCAGCAGGCAUAUGGAAUGGUGUCAGAUGGACCAGUUACAAUUUGCACCUAUCCCUUCGUAUUUGACGCCCAGGCAAAGACAACACUCUUGCAAACAGAUGCAGUCCUGCAAAUGCAGAUGGCUGUUGACCAGGCUCACAGACAGAAUUUCUCAUCUAUUUUUCUCCCAGUAUUUGAAUCUGUCAAUCCAUGUCUGAUCUUAAUUGUGCGCAGAGAAAAUAUUGUGGGGGAUGCCAUGGAAGUUCUAAGGAAAACAAAAAACGUAGAUUACAAGAAACCUCUCAAGGUUAUUUUUGUAGGUGAAGAAGCUGUUGAUGCAGGUGGAGUCCGCAAAGAAUUUUUUUUGCUUAUUAUGAGAGAACUAUUGGAUCCCAAGUAUGGAAUGUUUAGAUACAAUGAAGAUUCAAGACUGAUCUGGUUCUCAGAUAAGACCUUUGAAGACAGUGACUUGUUUCAUCUGAUUGGUGUAGUUUGCGGACUAGCAAUAUAUAAUUUUACUAUUGUAGAACUUCACUUUCCACUGGCUUUAUACAAGAAGCUUCUGAACAAGAAACCUACCCUGGAAGACCUCAAAGAGUUAAUGCCUGAUGUUGGCAGGAGUAUGCAACACUUGCUAGAUUAUCCAGAAGACAAUGUGGAAGAUACCUUCUGCCUCAACUUUACGAUUACGGUUGAAAACUUUGGUGCCACAGAAGUUAAAGAGCUAAUUCCAAAUGGUGCUGAUAUCCCUGUUGUCAAACAGAACAGGCAAGAGUUUGUGGAUGCCUACGUGGACUACAUCUUCAAUAAAUCUGUGGCUUCUCUCUACGAUGCAUUCCAUGAAGGCUUUCACAAAGUGUGUGGUGGUAAAGUUCUUCAGCUGUUUGAACCUAACGAACUGCAAGCAAUGGUGAUUGGGAACACAAACUAUGACUGGAAAGAACUAGAGAAGAAUACUCAAUACAAAGGAGAAUAUUGGGCAGAUCAUCAAACAAUUAAAUGGUUCUGGGAAGUUUUUCAUGAGUUAUCACUGGAAAAGAAGAAACAGUUUUUGUUGUUUUUGACAGGGAGCGAUCGUAUUCCUAUACUUGGAAUGAAGAGCCUUAGUCUUAUUAUCCAACCAACCGGAGGGGGAGAUGAAUAUCUUCCAGUAUCUCAUACAUGUUUUAAUCUCCUUGAUCUUCCAAAAUAUACCAACAAAGAAAUACUCAGAUCAAAGUUGAUCCAAGCAAUCGAUCACUGCGAAGGCUUCAAUUUAGUAUAAUGUAAAAACUCAGCACCAUCCAAUCAUUUCAUUGGGAACAUUAAGCCAAUGCUUAGAUCCGCUUUGCAGUGUAAAUGAGUGAUACCCAAGUGGUGGUGAUUAUAAGAAGCUUGUUCAUAAACUAUGUUCAGUGAUCUGAUUCUUUCACAGGAGCCAAAAAUCCUUAUAUUAAUGAUUGUCUUGAUGCGAAUUGCAUUUUGCCAUCUUAACAAUAAAAAUGCAAUGUUGGAAUAAACACAAGUUUCAUAACUAAAUUUUAGUACUUCACAUAUUGCAAAAAUGUUGCUGUGUGUGUGAAAGAUGUGUUUUUCUUUUCAAAUCACUGAAAGUCAAAUUAGAUUUUCAUUUUGUUAAGUUUUUUUUUAAUAUGCUCCAGCAGCAGUAAAGUAUCUAUUGCUUUAUGGAAUUGGGGCUGCUUUGUUAAAAUAAACAAAGUUAAAUAAAUAGGAAGAGAAAGUAAGUACAACAUAUUUAUCCAUGUUUGGAGAUGGGUUUGGUGAAGACACUGAUUUACCAUAACACAGAGGAAAAUUUAUAUACAUUUACAUUUAUUUACAUAUCAACUUGCAACUAGUUUAGCUUUUAUAAUGAAAGCAAUCAAGAGGAUGUCAAUGCUAUUUUCAUUGGCAGUUCCUUCACAUGUCCAUGCAGUUGUCAUUUGUUAAUUAAAAGUAUGAAAGAAAAAUCAGCUUCUUAAAUUUUGAGAUUUGAUUUGUGGUGAUCCAAAUAAUACUCGGGUGUUUGGC
Molecule: messenger RNA, 3445 nt
Organism: Pseudonaja textilis
Lineage: Eukaryota; Metazoa; Chordata; Lepidosauria; Squamata; Elapidae
Source: RefSeq, a predicted model, not a curated record